This is a messenger RNA of Choloepus didactylus (southern two-toed sloth), 3301 nucleotides long. It is a transcript of the gene SCMH1, whose product is annotated as Scm polycomb group protein homolog 1. The record is from RefSeq and is a predicted model, not a curated record. Gene Ontology annotation, cellular component: nucleus. Gene Ontology annotation, molecular function: protein binding. Gene Ontology annotation, biological process: regulation of DNA-templated transcription. NCBI's taxonomy places the organism in Eukaryota, Metazoa, Chordata, Mammalia, Pilosa, Megalonychidae. The transcript is spliced from 17 exons. Bases 229 to 2256 code for a protein of 675 amino acids.
CGCCCCUCGCCGCCGCUCCCGCCGCGCCCGCAGAUUUCUCCAUCUUAUCAAGGAGAAACAGUUUCCGACUUGGUAUUGCUGAUGGUAUUAUGCAAAAAUCAGAUCCUCAAAAAGAUGGAGAAAUUAUACAGAGAAACUGACUUGCUCAAAGUCAGAACAAGGUAUUGGUGGAUCCAGGGAUAAAUCCCAAACUUCUUAACUCCUUGACCAGUUUUUAGUCCAUUGACUAUGCAGCCUAGUGUAAUAGACUGGAAUGAAGUUAGGAAACACAAAUAUGGUCAUCUGCCAGAGUCUGCAUCCCAAUAUCAAGAAGCUGCUGACAUACUGGAGCUAGGUCAUUUUACCUGGGACAAAUACCUAAAAGAAACAUGUUCAGUCCCAGCGCCUGUCCAUUGCUUCAAGCAGUCCUAUACACCUCCAAGCAACGAGUUCAAGAUCAGCAUGAAAUUGGAGGCACAGGACCCCAGGAACACCACAUCAACCUGUAUUGCCACAGUAGUCGGACUGACAGGCGCCCGCCUCCGCCUGCGCCUUGAUGGCAGCGACAACAAGAAUGACUUCUGGCGGCUGGUUGACUCAGCUGAAAUCCAGCCUGUUGGUAACUGUGAGAAGAACGGGGGUAUGCUUCAGCCCCCUCUGGGAUUUCGGCUGAAUGCCUCCUCUUGGCCCAUGUUCCUUUUGAAGACGCUAAAUGGAGCAGAGAUGGCUCCCAUCAGGAUUUUCCACAAGGAACCACCAUCUCCUUCCCACAACUUCUUCAAAAUGGGAAUGAAGCUAGAAGCUGUGGACAGGAAGAACCCUCAUUUCAUCUGCCCAGCCACUAUUGGGGAGGUGCGGGGCUCAGAGGUGCUUGUCACUUUCGACGGGUGGCGAGGGGCCUUUGACUACUGGUGCCGCUUUGACUCCCGCGACAUCUUCCCUGUGGGCUGGUGUUCCUUGACUGGAGACAACCUGCAGCCACCUGGCACAAAAGUUGUGAUUCCAAAGAAUCCCUAUCCUGCGUCUGAUGUGAACACUGAGAAGCCAAGCAUCCACAGCAGCACCAAAACUGUCUUGGAGCAUCCACCAGGGCAGAGGGGGCGUAAACCAGGAAAGAAGCGGGGCCGGACACCCAAGACCCUAAUUCCCCAUCCCAUCUCUACCCCAUCCAAGUCAGCUGAACCUUUGAAAUUCCCAAAGAAGAGGGGUCCCAAACCUGGCAGUAAGAGGAAACCUCGGACUUUGCUGAACCCACCACCCACCUCACCAACAACCAGCACCCCUGAACCGGAUACCAGCACUGUGCCCCAAGAUGCUGCCACCAUCCCCAGCUCAGCCAUGCAGGCCCCCACAGUUUGUAUUUACUUGAACAAGAACGGCAGCACAGGCCCCCACUUAGACAAGAAGAAGAUCCAGCAGCUCCCUGACCAUUUUGGGCCGGCCCGUGCCUCUGUGGUGUUGCAGCAGGCUGUCCAGGCUUGCAUCGACUGUGCUUACCACCAGAAAACUGUCUUCAGCUUCCUCAAACAGGGCCACAGCGGUGAGGUUAUCUCAGCCGUGUUUGACCGGGAACAGCACACCCUCAACCUCCCAGCGGUCAACAGCAUCACCUACGUCCUCCGCUUCCUGGAGAAACUCUGCCACAACCUUCGUAGUGACAAUCUGUUUGGCAACCAGCCCUUUACACAGACUCACUCAUCACUCACUUCCACAGAGUACGGCCACAACCACGACAGGUACCUACCAGGUGAAGCCUUUGUCCUGGGGAAUAGUCUGACCCGGUCCCUGGAGCCACACUCAGACCCAAUGGACUCUACCUUGAAUCCCACCAACCUUGUCAACACCUCCCAAAAUCUUCGAGCCCCUGGGUAUCGGCCCUUGCUUCCAUCCUGUGGCCUCCCACAAAGCACUGCAUCAGCUGUGCGCAGGCUGUGCUCCAGGGGAGUGUUAAAACGAUCCAAUGAAAGAAGGGAUAUGGAGUCAUUUUGGAAACUAAAGCAUUCCCCAGGGUCGGACCGAUACCUGGAAAGCCGGGAUGCCCCUCGACUAAGUGGCCGGGACCCCUCCUCGUGGACAGUUGAGGAUGUGAUGCAGUUUGUCCGGGAAGCUGAUCCUCAGCUUGGACCUCAUGCUGACCUCUUUCGCAAACACGAGAUCGACGGCAAAGCCCUGCUUCUGCUGCGCAGUGACAUGAUGAUGAAGUACAUGGGUCUGAAGCUGGGGCCUGCACUCAAGCUCUCCUACCACAUUGACCGACUAAAACAGGGCAAGUUCUGAGCAGCAAGGCAGCCUAGACAGCCAAGUGGUCGAGCAGACAGAAGCACUCCUUCCCCAAGGAGGGCCACUGGCCUACAACUGGCCACCUCGGUGGAUUCAGGGGCGCCUCAGGACUCCAAGGAAGCUGUGUGGAGCCACCACUACCCCCUCCUGCCAUGAAGUAUCCUUCCAUGAAGGACAGAGGAGGGAGAGUGUGAGUCUCAGGGCUGGUGUUGCUCUCCCGUCGGCCCUGCCUGGGCUCCGAGGUCCCUUGUAUUUAUUCCUAAGCCUGGCUGGCUUCUCAACAGGAGUCUAGACUGGACACCUUCCAAGUUAUGGAGGAAGGGGCCAACCGCUGGGGCCUUGGAAGACAAGGCCUGCAUUGUGCCCGGUCCCCUCACCACCUCCUGGGCCCAGUGUGGCAUGCCCCACAGCGCCUGCCUUCUCCCACCAGCCCCCUAGGCUCCAAACUGAUGGUGCAGACCUCUACCUUUUUUAAAAAAAAAAGUUCUUUUCUUAUUGUUAACUUAUUCUUUCUGGCUUUUGGGCAAACCCUCUAGUCCACACUCCUUGCCCUGGAGACUGAGUCUCAGGAGGAGGGAGGAUGCCCUGCCAUGGCCCCAGAGAGACCCUCUCCAGUAGGCCUGGCCCCUUCUCAGGGGGCACCACCCUGGGCACUUGCUCUUCGGUCUGAACAUGCCCAGAAAGCCUUGACCACAGCACUCAGCAUGGGGAGGAGAGGGUCCCUUUCACCCUUCCCUCCCUUCCCCCACUGGGCCUCAUCUGUGGGAAUGGGGGCACCCCACCCUAUCCUCAGACAGUCCGUCCCCCACCCCAGCUCUUUGCCCUGGCCAGAACUGCUGCCGAAGAAGAUUGGACCCAUUGAUUUUAGUCCAGGAAGGCCCUAAGAUGGAUGGAAGGAGGGGUCUCCAGGCCGGAGUCUGGCUCCACACACUCUGCUGUCCAUGUGCUUCCUUUGUAAGCAAGUCAGCGGCACAGAUGCCCCUGCUGCCAUCUGGACUUAUUUUAUGUCAGUUCGUUUAUAAAUAAAAACCAAUAUAGAUAC